Messenger RNA from Paramisgurnus dabryanus, 5383 nucleotides. The record is from RefSeq and is a predicted model, not a curated record. NCBI's taxonomy places the organism in Eukaryota, Metazoa, Chordata, Actinopteri, Cypriniformes, Cobitidae.
CAGAACUGCAGCGAAUGCUUUAUUUGCUGGAUAUCUCUAGGAUACAAAUAAAUCUCUUUUCAUUAGACUCGGGUGGUGUCUCGUUUAGAGUAAUGGAUAGCCUAGCCAACAUCGACAUCUUAUCCGCUCCUGUUCUUAAAGGACUCAUUCAUGAGAGCCAAGACGAGUAAAAGCUGCACUUUUGUAGUGUCUGCAGACCUCUUUCUCUCCACCAUUUCCAGCACCUUCUAAUCAUGGAGGUCACAGCUCCACGGGACACUUCUUCUCUCACAAAGGGGGCCAGAGACAUUGCAAAGGAGGCUAAACGUCAAGCAGUUAAGAAGGUCAACAAAGUUGUGGACCGUGCAUCGGAUGAGUAUUCCCACACCCGAGCCUACCAACGCUUCCAGGAUGAAGACGAUGACUACUACAGCCAACCGGAUGGGAGCUACAUGGGCGUUAAUGCUAAUGAUGAAGAGGGAUCCAGCGAUGCCACCGAGGGUCAUGAUGAUGAGGACGAGAUGUAUGAGGGGGAGUACCAGGGAAUUCCCUCAGAUGCAAAGGCCACAGAUGGACACGUGGCACUGGGGCAGCCUCUUUCAGACAGCCUGAAGGACAGAAGAGAGCUGGAGAAUGAGAGGCAGGCGGAUGAGGAGGAGUUGGCUCAGCAGUAUGAACUCAUCUUACAGGAGUGUGGACACGGGCGGUUCCAGUGGCAACUGUUCUUCACGCUAGGCCUGGCACUCAUGUCAGAUGGUGUGGAGGUGUUUGUGGUGGGAUUUGUUCUACCCAGUGCAGAGACCGAUAUGUGUGUGCCUGACUCAUCUUCUGGUUGGCUAGGCAGCAUUGUGUACCUGGGGAUGAUGGUAGGGGCUUUCUUCUGGGGUGGCAUGGCUGACAAAGUGGGCAGACGACAGUGUCUGCUCAUAUGCAUGUCUGUGAAUGGCUUCUUCGCCUUCCUGUCUUCUUUUGUUCAGGGCUAUGGCUUCUUCUUGAUCUGUCGCAUGAUAGCUGGCUUUGGGAUUGGAGGAGCAGUACCCAUUGUCUUUUCAUACUUUGCUGAGGUAUUGGCGAGAGAGAAGCGUGGAGAGCACCUGAGUUGGCUCUGCAUGUUUUGGAUGAUUGGAGAGAUCUAUGCCUCCGCUAUGGCCUGGGCCAUCAUACCUCACUACGGCUGGAGUUUCAGUAUGGGUUCAGCUUAUCAGUUCCACAGCUGGAGGGUGUUUGUUGUGGUGUGUGCACUUCCCUGUGUCUGCUCUGUGGUGGCCCUAACAUUUAUGCCCGAGAGCCCCAGAUUCUACUUGGAAGUGGGGAAGCAUGAUGAGGCCUGGAUGAUCCUCAAGCAGAUUCAUGACACAAACAUGCGAGCGCGUGGACAGCCUGAGAAAGUCUUUACCGUGAACAGGAUUAAGAUCCCAAAGCAGAUUGAUGAGUUUGUUGAAAUGAAGACAGAAUCUGGCAGCGUUUUCUCAAAAGUGAUCUUCAGAGUAAAGUCAGAACUUUAUGGGAUAUGGCUGACCUUCUUAAAGUGUUUUAAUUAUCCACUAAAAGACAUAACAGUGAAACUUGCUACUGUGUGGCUUACAUUGUCUUUUGGGUAUUAUGGCCUAUCUGUAUGGUUCCCUGAUGUCAUCAAGCACCUUCAGGAAGAUGAAUAUGCCUCCAAAGUGCAAAGGCAUGCCAAUGAACACAUCGAAGACUUCACCUUCAAUUUUACAUUAGAGAACCAGAUACAUACCAAUAGCUUAUUUUCAAAUGACAGGUUUAUAAGUAUGAAAUUCAAGUCUGUCACUUUCAUCAAUUCCACCUUUCAGAACUGCUAUUUAGAGGAUGUGACAUCGGUGGGGUCAUUCUUUCGAAACUGCACAUUUAUCGAGUCUGUCUUCUAUAACACUGAUAUUGACGACUCCAAACUUAUAAACACUGGCAUCAUAAACAGCACAUUUUACCACAACAAAACAGGCUGUCAAAUGACUUUCGAGGAUGAUUACAGUGCAUACUGGGUCUACUUUGUUAAUUUUUUGGGAACACUGGCCGUCCUCCCUGGCAAUAUUGUCUCUGCCCUUCUUAUGGACAAAAUUGGACGCUUGGCUAUGUUAGGGUUUUCCAUGGUCCUGUCUGGAAUCAGCUGUUUCUUCCUAUGGUUUGGCACCAGUGAGUCUAUGAUGAUUGGAAUGCUGUGCUUGUACAAUGGCCUGAGUAUCUCUGCCUGGAACUCUCUGGAUGUUGUGACAGUAGAGCUCUACCCUACAGACAGAAGAGGAACUGGAUUUGGUUUCUGCAACGCCUUGUGCAAGCUAGCUGCAGUGCUUGGAAAUCUGAUUUUUGGCUCUUUAGUGGGCAUCACCAAAGUCAUCCCCAUUCUUCUCGCCGCCUCAGUGCUCGUCGCCGGGGGUCUGGUAGGAUUACGGCUACCUGACACCAGGUCUAAUGUCCUAAUGUAAACUUUGUUUCAGACGUAUAGAGAUAUCCAAAAUGCUUGAAAACCCUCAUUCCUUAAUAUGGUGCACUGUAGUGUGCGCUCAUUUGUGUCUCUGCCUUUGAAAUCCAGAUUAAAAAGUCUCAUAAUAUAAUUAUGGGAUUAGGAGCAUCAAACGUUUGAUUUUACUCAUCACGCAUUUCAGAGAAUGCUCUUUACAUUAUGAUUUUAUGUAAAAAAAAAAAACAUUAAAUAACACAAAAAAAGACACACAGAGGGUUUCACAAAGGGUUUGGUCACAUUUACACAAAUGCUUUUAUUUUUUAUGUUUCUUUCAACAUUGCUGUGUGAGUGCCAUUGUUCUUGGUGAAAUACUUCCCUUUAUGCAUUACAAGAAAUAUAUAUUCUGGGUGAAAAAAAAUAUUUUGAUCACCUGUAAGCUUUUUUUUUUAUAUCUACAUAUUAGGUUUACCACAACUAAAUCAGCCUCCAACUUUGCUUACUUUCUGGCUUUUUUAUGGGUUUAUAAUGCCCUGGGUAUUGAAGUGAGUGUAAAUAUUAAUGUCCCCUAAUUAAGACCUGAGCAAAAUGAGCUAUUAAUGAGCAGUUCAAGCCUGCUGUAAAUAUGCAGAUAAGCAGGAUGAUCAGAAAAACUGGAAGCUCUGCACAGCUGCAUCACAGCUGGCUGACUCAACCCAAAUAAUUAAAUCCAAAGAUGAGAGAAAAGUUGAUGUUGGGUUAAGAGUGUACACUGGUAAACAACUUUCAGUAAAGUGCUCUUUAAAGUGCCUGCUUUUGGGUUUAGCUAUACACGUUGAAGAUAUUAUUUCUAGAAACAUUGUUUAAUGUAUUUCUAACAGUUUAUCAAUAGUUUUUGUUAUUGAAUUUAUGUUGUAAAUUGUAAAUUUCAGGCACUUAUUUAUUCGUAACACUUUACAAUAAAGUCUACUUUACAAUAAAGUUUAUACAUUAACAUUAUCAAAUACUGUACAUCUUAAUUAAUUUUGCAUUAAGUAACGACACUUUUGAUGAAAAUGAUAAAUAAAUGCUGCAGAAGUAUUGUUUAUUGUUAUUAGUUUAUGCUAACUAAAGUAGUUAAUGUAAACAUAUGAAGAGCUCAAAUGCAGAACACUCUAAGUGCAUCUCACAUAUAUUUUAUCAAAUUAGUAUUUUUUAUCAAUUCUGCCAACAAACCUGUAUUUCUGAAUGGCCUGAGGCCGGGAUUAAGCGGAUUUAAAGUGAACAUAUUUGAUGAAUAGGUGCAGAGAGAAUUUGAUUUAUAUCGUUAUCUCAUUUUUGAAGGAGGUGGCAUUUAGAGGUUUUUGCAUCUGACCUCCUCAAAUGGAAAAUUUCAUUAAAAAUGAUUGCUGGUUUAGAGUUAUUGCUGGUUUAAGCUUUAUGCAUGUAUACUCUAAGUUCUGAAACAACCACAACUGUACAAUGUAGACAUACUAAAUGUACAAAUAUAGGCUACUGUAGAUAUAGGCAAAUGUACUUGCAGAUAGAUUUAUAAAAAUAGGGUUAUCAAAAUGUUUUUUUUUUUUUUGCUCUACAAAUGUUUCUAUAUUUUGUAUAUAAUUUGAUAAAAGUAUAAUUUGUAAAUUAAAAGUAAAAAGUAUAAUUUGUCCUGUAACAUAAGUAAUUUUAAGUUAUUUCACACAACACAUUAUAACAUGUUCUACAACAUUUGUUGAAAUGUCUAACAGCCUUUUGAAACUGUGCCUCUCCUACAUAUGAUCAUAAUCGUUCUGAACAUUAGAAAAAUUACAUUGACAGAACAAAUUGGUGAGGAUAUUACUCCUGAAAAGCCUCUUAUGUACAAUGUCAAAGACUCAUCUUGUUGAUACUGUAUGACACAGAGCAGACAGGUUUGCAGGUGCAGGAGGUGGGGUUUAGAGGGCCCGCCUCAACAUAUGGGGUCCACAAUCUGUAAAGAGAAGAAAGAUGUGUUUGAUAACAACAUAACAUAACGUUGCCAUGUAAGGUAAGACAACUGAAUUUAAAAAGUACAGGUUCUUAUUUGGUUGCUUACUUGAAAAAUAAAAAAAAUUAACUAUUUAAGAGGUAUUAAAACAAUGAGCAAGGGUUAAUAGUUGAUAUGGAUUUAUAUAAAGAAUUAUAUAUAUGACACAGAUAUUUUAUAGCCACAUACAGUAUUUUCUUUACUCGAUAGUUUGUGAUAUAGCAAGGAUUACUAUAAAUUAUCUAAAAACCUGCCUGAAAUUGCCCCUAAAAUGACAGGUAUUACUUUAACUUCGUGAUACUUACAAAUCUUACCAGUUUGAAGUUUAGCAGUAAAAUGUCAGUCAGAAUAUAUUUAGGCUUUGUUUUUAAAGGUAUGGAGUCAGUGUCUGCUAUAUGCUGUGCUACUUUUUCCGGACAGUGCCAAAUUCAGUGAUCUGAAAAAUAAUGUGAAUCAUAACUUCUAAUAGUAGGAUUAAAUAGCUCUUAGCUUUUGUCAGAUGUCUAGAUAUUUUUAUGUCUAUUACAGUGAGAACAACAGUAUUACUAAAGAUAAACGUUUUUGAUUAGGCUUCCAAUUAACCAAAGUGGCUUAAUGCUGUGGCAAUCUCAGCAAAGCUAUGCAGUACACACCUAGUUUGUGUAUAUAUUUGUUGUGGUAAAAUGCUGUUUGAAACUAAGUGUGUGUGCUUUUGUGUGUAUAUAUACAGUGUAUGUGUAUGAGGUAAUGUGUGCUUGUUAGUGUACAUUUUGUACAUGUUACAGUGACUGACUUACAACUAAAUACUGUGCACAUUUUUGGGGACAGCAAUAAAACUUUUCUGUUUUUCCUGUAUUGCCCACUAACAACCAACACCUUUACCAAAAUUGCAUGUAUUCACUUUUUGUCUGUGAGUCUGUGUGAGUUGUGUGCUUCCUGUUGAGGAAAAAAAUGAAAAAUAUGAAAAAAUAAGUGAACAGGAGAAUGUAACACUGUUUUGAAGCUGUCAUAUUUUGUGAAAGUAAUAAAGAUGUUGAAAAGUG